AUGUCAGAAAAUUUAACUUUUUUUGUACCAUAUCAUACUGGUUAUGCUCAUGCUGAAUUAGUUCAUUCAUUUUCAUCAUAUACAGAUGUUCAUUUAUUUAUUUAUAAAUGGAAUCCAGCAUAUGAACGUAUAAAAAAUUAUUUUAUUAAUAAUAAAAAAAUUCAUAUAUAUGAAUUUAGUAUUAAUAAUAUAAUAUUACAAUUAAUUAAAGAAAAAUAUCGAAAAAUAGUUAUUCUUUUAACAGCAUCAACAAAUUAUUUAUUUGGACAAUUACAAUUACGUUUAUUUCAUUUAAUACAAGAAUAUUUUUCAUCAAUUAUUGAUAUUUAUCCUGUUGGACAUUGUAUGUAUGGUUGUCAAAGUUGUGCUUAUGCAUAUACACAUUGUUUACCAAUAACAUUUACAAAUUAUAUUCGAACAAAAAAUGAAAAGUUAUUAUUAGAUAAUAAUUAUGAUAUUCUUAUUUGUCCAAGUUAUUCAUUUAUUAAUGCACCAUAUAGUCUUUUAUCAAAUAUUGAUAUAAUUGAAUAUAUAUUAACAUUAAAAUAUUCACAUCUUAUUAAAUUACAUCCAUUAGCAUAUGAAUAUAAUGAUAAUCAUCCAUUUUUAUCAUUAACAGAUUUAGAAAAAGAACAUGUUAAAAAAUUAUUUCAAUCAAAAAAUAUUUUAUUAAAUGAACAAAUAAAUACAUUAAAAUUAAUUGAAUAUGCACGUAUAAUUAUAUGUGAUUCAAAUUCAUCAAUACCAUUUGAAACACUUUAUUUUCAAGAUAAUAAAUAUAUAUUUGUUUAUGAAACAAUAGAUGAAUAUGAUGAACAAGAUGAUAGAGAAAAAUUUUUUUAUAAAUUUUCUAAUGUUGAAGAAUUAAAAUUAUUAUUAGAAAAUUAUUAUAAUCAAAAACUUAAAUGUAAAACAAAAAAUUCUCAUGAAUUUUUCUUAGAAAAAUAUGAUGAACCAAAUGGUAAUGAAAUUGAAAAAUUAGUUGAUAUACGUCAAUGGUUAAUUAAAACAAAUAAUGAAGAUAAUAAUAAACAAGAUAAAACUUAUGAUAUAGAUACAAUUAAACAAAUAAUUUCUAAUAAAUUUAAAUCAAUAUCAACACCAAUGACAUUAUAUACAUUAGGUGAACAUACAACAUCAGAAAUUGAACAAAUUUUUUUUAAUGAUGAUGAAAAUCAAUUAUUUGAUACUUUACAAAAUAAUAUUAACGAACUUUAA
Messenger RNA from Rotaria sp. Silwood1, 1218 nucleotides. The record is from the annotation of a GenBank genome assembly. NCBI's taxonomy places the organism in Eukaryota, Metazoa, Rotifera, Eurotatoria, Philodinida, Philodinidae.